This is a messenger RNA of Labrus bergylta (ballan wrasse), 2962 nucleotides long. RefSeq lists its product as uncharacterized. The record is from RefSeq and is a predicted model, not a curated record. Gene Ontology annotation, biological process: B cell differentiation; B cell receptor signaling pathway. Gene Ontology annotation, cellular component: B cell receptor complex; external side of plasma membrane. Lineage: Eukaryota; Metazoa; Chordata; Actinopteri; Labriformes; Labridae.
ACCAUCACCUCUAACCAUAGAGUGCAGCAACCCAAAACAACAAGCUGACACCAUCACAUUUUAAAACAUAGCUGGCUUCAGACCUGAGAACGCCUGAGAAAUAAUUUCACCUCUCAGGCUUGGAGCAGGGGGAACAGCAGCAGCAUGGAAAAUCUGUCUCGACUGGUUCUGCUUCUUUUGUUUGCUGGCCAAGCACCAGCCCUGACAGCGACCCCGGAGGGACUGGGGGUAAGACAGAAUCCUCCCUCUCUCAGUGUGAUGCGCGGUGAAACGGCAAAACUGUUCUGUCAUUUCAAAGUUGAAUCCCUCAAGUAUGGGGUUCAGUGGUUCAAAAUGAAGCCGGGGAAGCAGCUCAUCGCAAAGUCAUCCAGGCACAUCGUGGUGGAGGAGGAUCAAACCUCCUCUCUGGAGAUCUCUGAGGUAGCACUGGAGGAUUCUGGGUGGUAUUACUGCGAGGUGAACGUUCUGCAGAAGGACCCAGCGAUGGGCAACGGCACCAGGCUGCUCGUCUUGGGACCACCUUCUGCUCCCAAAAUUUACCUCCAGGUCCCGCCAGACCCUCUGACUGGUAAGUGGGCUCUCAUCUGUCUCACUGGGGGAUUCCACCCCAGCGUGCUCACCCUCACCUGGACCUACCAGAGCACAGCAGCCACUAUCGAUCACCUGUCAGUCACCAACUGCACCCUCCCUGCCACGAGCACUCAGAGAAACAUUUCUGAAGGAGCCCUGCUGUCUGUGUGGUUGGUGAACUCCAUGCCUCCGAGCCAGCCAAAGUGUUUCCAAGUGAUGGACAACCACAGCCAGGAAGUUUUCCUCUUCAGUGUAUUUUUCCUCCCAAUGAAACACUCUUUGGCCACAGGCAUCACCUUCACGUGUGGGGUGCACGACCAUCCUGCUCUGAGCACGGCUCUGACUGCCUCCUUCACCUGGGACGCUUCCCCGAACAAGCUGAUUUUACACUUGAAUAUUCUCAAGAUGUGCCUCCUCUCAGCGGUGACAGUUGUGUUUGUAAUGGAAGGAGUCAAACAUUGCUGCCUGCAGGGAAAAUAAUGUCAAUGCCAUGAACUACAGAAUGAAAAAGCCGACAAACAAAAAGAAGGACGGGCGGGUGUUCAGUGUGACUCAUCUCGGCACCAACCUUUGACAAACAACAUCAAAACAAAUCUUUAAUUUUAGAGCAAAUAUUGGACAUAAGUCUCUCUCCAAUAGUUGAUAUUUUAAAGUUCUUGCCUCUGUGUUUUCCUCAGUGUUCACAGACGUUAUACUGUGUUUCCCCUUAAGGCUCAUAAACUCCCACGCCAUUCAUGUUGCAAUGGAUGUUAAUCAAUGCAGCCACUAGAGGGCGCCACUCAGUCAAAACUUUGCUGCCGUCCAACUGGCAUUCAGUUCCAAUCUGAUCUGUGCCCAGGCAAUAUAACAUCAUAUUAUAGUACAUAACCAGUCUGUCCUGAAAACCUUCCAACCAUUUUCCAAAGUAUUCUUAUUCCUUGUAUUUCGCUGGUCUAGCUUGGGCUGUUGGCUACACUGCUCGACACUGCCCCCAAGAUUUCCAGUGGUAUUGCAAUGUUUGGUCUGCAUCCAUAAGCCCCAAGAAACACACCAACAUACGGACAAAAUGAACGAGAACAAGCAGAAGGCUAAUGGAAAGACAACCUACGCUGUAGAAAAAAUAAAGCCAAUGCUGAAGUGCAAAAGACUGCAGUUCCUUGAGUGUCCACUUGAAGCUGACUCAAAAAGACCCAGAAGUCCAAUACACACCCCAUAUUAAAAUGUACAUUUUUGUGUUUACAGGCUGGAACAGAAAUGUAUUUCAGUUUGAAUAGUUUUUGUUAUUUUCAGCAGACAUUGUACGGAAGGUGAAUUUUUUUUUUCAACUCAUCCGAUUUGAUAUUAUGAAAGAGUGUAAUUCAUAAUAAGGGGCGUGGCUUUUAUGACUGAUGGGUGUAUUGUAGCUGUUUGUCAGGAGGCUUAAGGUCCGCCCUCACUCUUGGCCUGUUACUAGUUUGGCCAAAAGAAAGUUUGAGACAGCAUUUCCAAUAGGGGGAGUCCUAUCAAUGAACUUCAAAAGUCUGCCUCAGAAACCAACGGGUGAUGUCACUGAGUCUUUGUCCAUGUAUAUACAGUGUAUCUGUAUCUGUAUGCCCAAUCAAACCUAUAAACGAUAAACCAGCCUUAACAUGAUGCAAUGCUCACAUCGUUCUUCACACCAAAGCUGUUUAUCUCUUUAACUCUUUAUCUCCGUUGGUUUGCUGACUAUCCUCUUUUUGGGGGGGAUUUUCUCAUUGUGUCAUUGGCUGGUAGUCAGCACAUCUUAAGUCGUUCACUCAGGUCUGUGUGUCAAAAUGAAUGCUCCACGCAUGAUCCACCUGUCAAACAAGAGACAGUGAUCAGCACAACCUCCGCAUAGACCUAAUCCUCACCAAACAGGAUUACAGACGAUGCCGCCGCUUGCCUGUGAGAUAGCAUUGUUUAUGUGUGCGUCGCGUGGGGCGAGAUCUAGAUUCACGUGUUGGAGGAAGUUUAUUUUAAAUUUUAUGGCCGCCCACACAUGCCGGCAAUGCAAAAUACAGUCAGUAAUAAUGAAUAAGAUUAAAAAUGGUGUACGACCAGACAAGUGAUGUCAAAAUCCUGCUUUUUUUAACGCAAUAAACUCUCUGUUCUCUCACUUAUUUUUUUUAUUUCUGAACUCCUUUUAAGACUUUCAUUAUACAUACAUAUAACGCUAUGAUCUAAAUUCAUGUAUUGCCAAGAAUAUUUACAUGCAGUGUUUAUGUUUGUCACUCUCUCUUUCAAAAACAAAUUAGUCCUUAUCUCUUCUCCUCAGACAAACACACACACACACACACACACACACACACACUCACACAAACGCCAUUACCUUGUACCUGUACCAAACAGACUUCUUAGCAAUAAGUUAAAUAAAUGUGUUGUGUGAUUUGUUAAAAUAAAUUGUUCAUCUGUG